Messenger RNA from Suillus bovinus, 1698 nucleotides. RefSeq lists its product as uncharacterized. Lineage: Eukaryota; Fungi; Basidiomycota; Agaricomycetes; Boletales; Suillaceae. The transcript has 4 exons. The record is from RefSeq and is a predicted model, not a curated record. Bases 237 to 1478 code for a protein of 413 amino acids.
CGAGACCUUGUCGCUCCCUGGGUCAAACAUGGAAAAGUCAGUUCAGUCGUUUCCUGAAGACCGUAAUAUGUCACAUUCUGCUCCUUCAUUUCAAGGACCUUUCUCGUUGUGUAUUAGCCUGCAAAACCUUCUGGCAUGUAGCCCAGAAUUUCGCCGACAUCCAAUGCCUACUCGAGCUUUAUGCCCAAGGCUUCACGGAGACUCCUACGGUGGACUGGGUCGACGUUUCCAGCAAGAUGUAUCCACUCAAGAGAUUGGCGUCCAUGUGGCGGUCUGACUUUCAUUUGAACCCCGUUUUUGAAGAAACAGUGGCUGUUGAUAUUGUCAGCCCGUACACUCCUGCCUUGCAAUCCAUGAAGCGUGGGCUUUGGUGGAUGUACGCUAACUAUAAACUCCUUAUUCGGGGGUGUGACGCAAACACCAAACCAAACCACACGUGGCCGGAGCAGAUCCUCGUCUGGCCGGAAUUCUUCUUCCCCCCGAGGUUAUUUGUCAUCGAUCCUCUUCAGGACCUUGCAGUUUCAGUGUCGUACGGCAACAGGCAAGAUCGUUGCGUCUUUUCGAUGGAAUUUCGCAUGGCUUCAUCGCAACGUUCGCACCCAAAAUCUGCAUGCAUUUAUUUUGAAUGCAAUCAUCCUUAUGAUAUGGUACGCGGCCAUCAUUAUCAAUUUGUGGGUCGGCCUGCGAUCUGUGGGGAUCGUGUAGUGGUACUCUAUUACACGUACGACAUGAAUUUACGAGGACCAGCGUCGAACAUCUUCAUACAAGUGAUAGAUUGGAGAAAAGGAUAUGCGAAGGGUUAUCCCUUAUACGAAUUGGGUGGGGCCAUGGCGAGUUUCCAUUUACUUGACGAACAGAGGAUCAUUGUCAUCGGUUCGGAAUACCGUAUGGCUUUGUACACAUUAGAACUCGACGGUCCGCUUCAGCGCCGAAUUGCAUAUCUCCUUCCGAAAGUGCAACAAAGUCUUCAAUUCACUCCGGGACCACUGGCACCGCUCUAUACUAUUCAUACAACCCCAUCGUUUCACGGGAAAGUGGUUCACCCAGACCUUAUGCCCGAUUAUGUGACAUCUCUGGAGUCACAAAUCAUGGUUUUGGAGGCGUGGUCGGUGAUUCUAGUCGUCGAUAUGGCCAUUUUCGCAACAAAGGCCACUCAGUCAGAGAUACCUGUCGAGAUCCCCUGGUCGGAGUGGGGAUUCAAGUAUGCACGCUGCUUUCCGCAUCAUCCAAGUCACCGGAUCAGCGUGUUCGGCAGCAAAAUGGCAUAUGCUCUGCCUCAGGAUCAUGCUCCUGAACCUGGACAAAGCCUGGAAGAACUCCCCGCAGAGGGUUACUUCUAUGUACACAUAUCUGGGACUUUAAUAGAGCCAUUGCUCACUCGAAAUAUUCGAAUAAUGUCUAUGAUUGCGAUUCAUCAGGUCGGCUCAUCCGCAGGCCUCAGCAGCCGGCUCGGACGUGGUUCAAACAAAGCAAUGUAAACAUUACCACGAAUUAUCCUUACACUGCUGCUGUCUGCCCCACGGGUUUCCCGGCGCGUGACUUUGACCGAUGUUUUUUGGACCAGGAUCGACUUACUUUGAUAUGGGCUCGCCCUGGCUUCGUCCAGAUCCAGACCGUUUCUCCCUCACCGAUAAUCCCAACUACCGAAGUUGGACAGGCCCGAGUAGCUCACAGUCUGGAGCUGCAGCAGACAGAGCA